GUCAUUCACUCUGUUUCUUUUUUAUCGUUUCCGUUUUCGUUUUCGUUUUCCUUACUCCCCUCUACCUCAUUCAUUCAUUCAUUUCUCUUUUCAGGUCCAUUUCUUUUUUAUAUAUCCGCGCGUCAUGUCUGCCAUUACUUCAAUCUUUCAAUAUCUCUUCACACAUGCCACACAUAAAAACAAUGCAAAGUUGGCAGUGGCCUUCUUUGCCUUCUUCCUCUACAAGUACCGUGGCCAUGCCCUCGGAACUCGUCGCCGUCAUGACCUCAAGGAACCCAAGGGUGCACUUCCCUUUUUGGGACACAUGACCCUGCUCUCCUCUAUUCCCCCAACGGAACUUUACCAGUUCUUUGAGAAACUGAAUGAGGAACUCGGACCUGUCUGGUCCAUUUCCCUUCCUAACCUUCGCAUGAUUCAGAUUGAUACGCCCGAGAACAUUGAAUAUGUACAUAAAACCAACUUUUGGAGUUACGAGAAGGGUCCAAUGUUCAGAGACGUCAUGGGCGUACUCUUUGGCGAUGGAAUCUUUGGCGCUGAUGGAGAAGAAUGGAGGUUCCAACGCAAGCUUGCAAGUCAUAUCUUCAGUGUCAAAGCCUUUCGUGAAUACACAACCGAUGUCUUCGUUGUCGAAAGUAAAAAAGUCCUUGAACAUCUCGGCAGGGCUGCUGAUCAAGGCAAAAUUAUCGAUUUCCAUGAUUUGAUGAACCGUUUCACGCUCGAUAGCUUUGGAACAGUCUCGUUUGGAGAAAGUUUUGGCUGUCUCGACGAUAUUACCAAGGAGGUCGAGUUUGCGUUUGCGUUUGAUGACCUGGCAGAGAUUUGCAGUUUCCGCCUCAUUGAUCCUUUCUGGAAGCUUCGUGAGCGCCUUACGAGUUUGGGCAAGAGAGCCAAGAUGGAUCGAGAUGUGAUCCGCGGCCAUGCGCUCAGAGCCAUCCAGAAACGCAAACAAGAAGGUCAUCAUGGACAUCGAAAAGAUCUUCUCCAGCUUUUUAUGGAUGCCAAGACUGAAAAUGGAGAGCCAUUAUCGGAUGAUAUGAUGAUUGAUAUCUUUUUGAAUUUCACACUUGCAGGACGCGAUACUACCGCUCAGGCAUUAUCAUGGAUGAUGUAUGCUCUCCAUUGUGAUACCACAGACAAGAGUAUUAUUAAAGAGCUUAUGGAAGAAUCAGAUAGAGUCCUUGGAGGACAGGACCCUACAUAUGACACAUUCAAGAAGCAGAAGAUUGCAGAAGCAUGCUUCCAUGAGACAUUGCGCAUCUUCCCUCCAGCGCCCCGUAACUUAAGAAUCUGCAACAAGGAUGAUGUUUUACCAGACGGUACCAAGAUCUACAAGGGCGAGCGAAUCACCUGGAGCCCUUAUGUGAUGGGUCGAAGCGAACGUAUCUGGGGUCCUGAUGCUAAGCAGUUCAAGCCUUCUCGCUGGAUCAAUACUGAGAAGCCAUCUCAAGGAAAGUUUAAUGUAUUCCACGUGGGCCCUCGUGUCUGUCUUGGUCAGCAAUUCGCGACUAUCGAGUCAUUGACCUUGGCAGGGAUGAUGUUUGAAGCCUUCGAGUUCGAGCUGGUCGAUCCUUCAAAUGAGCCCAAGUAUGCUGCAUCUGUCAGUUUCCCUAUGCAAGGUGGUUUACCCAUCCGAGUCUUUAGAAGACCUCCAAAGACCACAGUUUAAAAAAUAUAUAUAUAUUAAGAAUAAUAAUAAUAAAAAAAAAC
This is a messenger RNA of Lobosporangium transversale, 1707 nucleotides long. Its product is annotated as cytochrome P450. Gene Ontology annotation, molecular function: monooxygenase activity; oxidoreductase activity, acting on paired donors, with incorporation or reduction of molecular oxygen; iron ion binding. Bases 125 to 1666 code for a protein of 513 amino acids. The record is from RefSeq and is a predicted model, not a curated record. The transcript has 6 exons. NCBI's taxonomy places the organism in Eukaryota, Fungi, Mortierellomycota, Mortierellomycetes, Mortierellales, Mortierellaceae.